CCCUGAAAGAUCGCGCAGCGCAACGCCCUCAGGAGCUGGCAUAUCCACUCAACGGGGCAACGACGAGAGCCGCUCGUGCAAUGGCCGUCACACACAGCGUGUCGAAACGUCAGAAAGCCACAAAGAAAGCUGAAACCGAAACACUCAAAAAUGCUCCAUCGGCACCGAAUUUCGAUUCCAUCCGUCGGUCGCUUGGUAGCCGGCAAGCCUGGGCGGUCGUAGACCUCGAUGAGAGAGGCCAAGUCAUUCCUGGCUCGGAACAGGUCAAGGGAAGCCUGGAUGGACCCAUCUUUGGAACCCCCGUCCAGCAGGCACUCGUGCAAUCACAAGAGAGGUACAUGCCUCAAGCUGCCGUGUCCACAGAGACUCAGCCGGACGAGCCCACAUACCAUGCUAGGAGCGUCAACGUCCCAACAACACGCUCGGCCAAGACUCGCGGUCGUUCUCACAUCGCUCCCGCGGAACAUGGAAGGCAGCGUGGUCGUGCCGUGCUCCCUCGUCCUGCACUUCCAUUGUCGACUUGUCCCAGCCCAUCGCCAGAGACUGCUAUCCCCGACUUUGCUGCUGCAGCAGCGAGUGUCGGGCCAGAAGUGGUAUUGCCCCCACACAAGCAGUUGAAAUCGUUACGUAUCAACAACCCGGCCGCAGUCCAGUGGUUCCUCAGCAGUAGACUGAAGCGUAUGCAACAGCUGGCCGACAAAAAGAUCGCCAAAGCCUGGAUCAAGGGCAUAUGUCCGAAGAAGCAAGCCAAGUUUCCGUACCAGAACAAUAAGCAUGAAAAGGAGACUGGCGAGAAGCCGGCUGUACCUGCGUGGUGGCCUGAUACGGAGACGGUGUGUCGUUUCGUUGAACCAGACCACAUCCGGAGAGAAGAACGCAUGGGACUGUGCCUGCACUUGCUUCGCCUUCGUCCCAGUCCAUCUCAGUUGGAAGAGUGGAACCGUUACGAUACACCUCCCAGCAAGACCCAUAUUGAGCGAGGCUGGACCGCAUGGCUCGAGGAAUUGGCUGGACCGGAGGUUUUUGAUGAGGUGCCCAAAGAUGCUUCGCAUCGCCUCAAGUAUCGACGCCAGCUCAUGAAAGAUAUGUACGAAGUGGCCCGGAUGGAAGAAGAAUAUCUCGGGGGCGCCCUGGAUGGCGACUCGCAUUUUCAAUAUGAGUCUGAAGAAGAAGAACGCAAGCCCAUCUCGACAAAGCGCUCGAGACAAAUAUCGGCGGCGUCUACCCCGGACUGCGAGAAUCCCACGCCUCGCUCUACGUCUCCCAGCUGUACCAGACCCGUGACCAAGCGCGCCAGACGAGACUCGACAGCCACAAAUGCUACUGUUACCGAGAGUCGCGUUCCGGAUCGCAAGCCUGGUCUCGACAUGAUCCCACUUGUCACGGACCCAGGAAGGUCCGCAGCAACGUCGUUCAGCGACAGCUUUGACUCUACGCCUCGGAACAGCAUUUCCUGUGGCCCACUUGAGUCCGGUAACGUUGUUGCCUCUCACCCAGACCAACCAAGCCCGCUGCAUCACAUGCAUGGCCUUCCGCGACACAAUGUUUUCCAAGGCGCAUCGUCGCAUGGCUAUUCGCAGGCUCAUCAGUGGCAUGAGCACAGCAUGUCUGGAUUCAACGAGCAGCAGCAGACAGGUGGCAGCGACUUCCAGUACCAAGGCCAGGUGGCGCCAAAUACGUUCCCAGGUCGACAGGAUUUCGAGUUCCCGCAGUUCCCGCAGCAAUUCGUUCCCAUCCAUCAGGUACACAUGGGCUUUGCACCUCAGCCCGAGUUUCAGUCCACGCCAAGCACGCCCGUAUUCUCUCCUACGGGCAUGGUCUCAAUGCCCAUGGACACCUUCUCAUUGCAGCAGCAGUCGGGCGUGAUCCCUGGCGGGCAAUACAUGCAGCCUUCGCAGUACUUUUUGCCAGCCCAUCAUGGUCUCGACUCGGCUGUUGCUGAUUUUCACCCACCUGUCAACAUGGUCGGACCUCAAUACCAGCAGCCCCAGCAACAAGAGCCAGGUGGUUUGGGCCAACAGCAGCACAUGGCGCCCCUGUCACAACAAAACCACGCCAUGCUCAUGCCGCACCAACCUAUGCAGUGGCAUCAUCAUCAUCACACACGCUGUUAGUCGCCAGACGAUGCCGCGCAAAAAAUUUCGGAACUUGCUCCUUCUUGACAGCGUUAAGGCGUGCGAAGCAUUUUCUUAAGUCGGCCCAUGUUCGUUUGUUGUGUUGUUUUUGGUUUUUUUUUCGGGCCUUAGUAUCGAUACCCCCUAGUGUUCGCAAUGCUUCCAAGUUCGGUCAAGUUUUUGCUUGUACAGUGGCGUCAGCGUUCUCUUUUUUUUUCGGACUAUUCCUUCGCUGCCGACAUCCGAGACGUGAAAACGAGCGAUGAAGACAUGAUGGAAACAAUGAUGAUUGCGUUUUUACCUUAAUGACUAGCCCUGAUGGGCGAAACGAUUUCGAUUUAUUGUGAGAUAAUUGGCUUUUAUAUAGAGGCGUAUUGAGGUAAUCAAAAGAAAAGGAAAAAUCAACAAGGU
Molecule: messenger RNA, 2525 nt
Organism: Sphaerulina musiva SO2202
Lineage: Eukaryota; Fungi; Ascomycota; Dothideomycetes; Mycosphaerellales; Mycosphaerellaceae
Exons: 4
Coding region: 81-2114 (677 amino acids)
Source: RefSeq, a predicted model, not a curated record